UUUGUUGUUUUCUUCUUUUACACACAUUACAACUACAACGUUUUACAACUGCCCCCCCUCCAACCCACCACCACUUGUUCAAUCAAUCAAUUUGAGAAUUCGCAAGAUCAAUUGAUUUAAUACUUGAUACCGUACCCUUUACUUGAUCUAGAACAAACACCCGGAAAGUCAACAACUUUACACAUUUUACACAACCGUAUAAAUCAAUUAUAGAGAUUUUACUUUCUAGACCAAAACAUUCAUUACUUUUUUAAUUUUUUUUGUCAUAUAUCUGUAAUUAUACAUUAAAACAUCAUCAUGGGUUUAUCAUUUUCUAAAUUAUUCGCCAACUUAUUUGGUAACAGAGAAAUGAGAAUUUUAAUGGUUGGUUUAGAUGCUGCCGGUAAGACCACCAUUUUAUAUAAAUUAAAGUUGGGUGAAAUUGUUACCACAAUCCCAACCAUUGGUUUCAAUGUUGAAACUGUUGAAUAUAAGAACAUCUCCUUCACAGUGUGGGAUGUCGGUGGACAAGAUAAGAUUAGACCAUUAUGGAGAUACUACUUCCAAAACACCCAAGGUAUCAUUUUCGUUGUGGAUUCCAACGAUAGAGACCGUAUUGCUGAAGCAAGAGAAGAAUUACAACAAAUGUUGAACGAAGAUGAAUUGAGAGAUGCAUUAUUAUUAGUUUUCGCUAAUAAACAAGAUUUACCAAAUGCCAUGAAUGCUGCUGAAAUAACUGAAAAGUUAGGUUUACACUCUAUCAGACAAAGACCAUGGUACAUUCAAGCUACUUGUGCAACUACUGGUGAUGGUUUAUAUGAAGGUUUAGAAUGGUUGUCUACUAACUUGAAGAACUCUUCUUAAUCUUGCCAACUCCACCAUUUAAUUCUCUAAAUAGCCUCUCUUUAUAACGUCGAAGUUUUUCUUUAUAUAUAUAUAUAGCAGUGUUCACACUGUUACCUUUUUUUAUUUGUUAAAUAUAUAAAGAUAUAAUAAUAGUAUCCCAUCAAUUUAGAAUUUGAUAUGGUGAAUUAGUUUUAUGUAGAAGUGAGCCUUGGGGGAAGAACGUUUUCCAUUGUUCUCGAUUCCACACAACGUUCAACUUUUCACCAAGUUUAAAAGGGAACGUAUAACUUAUAGUGUUUACCUGGAUCAAACUCUUCCGAACUACGUAUCAUACUGACGAGGUUACCAUUUGUGCAUCCAGCAAGUUAUUUACAUGGAAAUGACGUAUGGUAUACCACUCUGUCUGACAAGGUGGGCUAUUUUUAGAAAAUAGUAAGGAAAGAUUACGCGUUAAUUAUACCAUGAACACUUACCGCUUUCGGAAAUUGCGAAAACACACAAAAAAAAAUUAUAUGUAAUUCACUACUUAAUAAAAUGUGGUUUAUUACAGGGAUAGCUUUUUGUAUCAUGGUAUAGCGUAUUGUUAAUACUUCAAUUGAAAAAGUCGGAAAGUUUUUAAUUAAGCACGAGGGCAAGGUUAUCCAUACCUGCCAAUGUGAUUGGCAACGGAGUAGAUUAGAAUUAAACUUAACACUGUAAAAUAGUUGACAUUUGUACGUUCACAGUUAGAAUGUAGUAAGCUCUCCCCCUCAUUGAUGGGCGUGUGUUAUUAUAGCAUU
Molecule: messenger RNA, 1604 nt
Organism: Spathaspora passalidarum NRRL Y-27907
Lineage: Eukaryota; Fungi; Ascomycota; Pichiomycetes; Serinales; Debaryomycetaceae
Gene: ARF2
Product: Arf family GTPase
Exons: 1
Coding region: 298-843 (181 amino acids)
Biological process (GO): vesicle-mediated transport; intracellular protein transport
Cellular component (GO): cytoplasm; plasma membrane
Molecular function (GO): GTP binding; GTPase activity
Source: RefSeq, a predicted model, not a curated record